AUGUCUGCCGCGGCAGAAUUCCUCCACUUAUCAACGGCGGCACUGCGUCGAGCACCUCGUGUCGGUGCUGGUAUCUCUCAGAUUACCAACCGACCCGCCAUACCUGGCAAGCUGGCCGCCAUUUCCCACGGCAAGCUGCAACGUGAAGCCUCAUCUUCAACACCCGACCUUCGCCGUUGCCUAGGCCACCACGACAUCUUACGCAGAUGCGUCAAGGCAGCGGAGGAGGAUGAUGCACGAUUCAUCAAAGAAACAUACUACGAUGACGAUUUGGAUGUUCCAACUAGCAUGGAGAUUGAAUAUGCCCCUAUCCGGACGCAGAUCACCAAAGCGGUCAAAACAAUGAAACAACUACCCAAUCGAAACGACGCCGGAUCCUUGCAGCCAUGUUUGGGCUAA
Aspergillus sclerotioniger CBS 115572 is the source of this 399-nucleotide messenger RNA. RefSeq lists its product as uncharacterized. The record is from RefSeq and is a predicted model, not a curated record. The transcript has 2 exons. NCBI's taxonomy places the organism in Eukaryota, Fungi, Ascomycota, Eurotiomycetes, Eurotiales, Aspergillaceae. The coding region runs from base 1 to 399 and encodes 132 amino acids.